AUGCCACCUAAAGAACAUUAUCUCGCAAAAUAUUUUGAAAAACCAAAAGAAAAAGCUAAUAAGUCCAAUGUCUUUUCUAUUUGCAAGUUUUGUAUUAAAGGUCUAGGUUAUGAUGUAGCUGUAGUGCAAUCAAAAAUUACUCAUAAAAGCCGUGACUGUAAAAAUUAUCUUAAAUCAUGUCAAUUUUUUCUUGCUGAAUAUUCUUAUGAAGAACAACAAGAAAUUUUGAACCCACCAGAUGAAAUAGUUGAAAGUUCUUCAACAAAUAAAUUACGAACUAAUCAUUUAAAUGAAGCUUUAACUAGACAAGAAAAAAAAAUUCAUGAAACAAAUGUUGCAACGCAAGCACAAAACACAAAUUUAGAAGUUUCUGAUAAUGAAAGUUUUGAUUUAAGUGAAAAAGAUACUUAUGAAGAUACUUAUAAAGAUAUCUAUGCUGAAGAUACUUACGUUAAAGAUACUCAUGUUGAAGAUACCCAUGUUGAAGAUACUCAUGUUGAAGAUACCCAUGUUGAAGAUACCUAUGUCGAAAAUACUCAUAUUGAAAAUAUUUAUGUUGAAGAAUUAAAUAAAUCAAAUAGUGGAGAUAUUCAAAAUGUUAAUAAUUGGCGCCAUUUAGUAUCUAAGUGGAUAAAACUAGCAGAUGAAGAAGAAAUUAAUGAAUUG
Dentiscutata erythropus is the source of this 666-nucleotide messenger RNA. The record is from the annotation of a GenBank genome assembly. NCBI's taxonomy places the organism in Eukaryota, Fungi, Glomeromycota, Glomeromycetes, Diversisporales, Gigasporaceae.